GGGGAUGCGGAGAGGGGGAUACGGGGCUGGGGGGUGUCACAGCCCGUCCCCUCCCGCUCAGCCAAUGUGCGGUGAGCGCUGCCCGCACCUGGGAUGGCGGCGGCGGCCUCGGGCGGAUGCGGAGGGCGAAGGCGCUUCCGGGGGUGGCCGUGCCCGUGGCCGCGAUGGCGGCGCCCGAAGGGGCCGGGGGGACCGGGCGGCCGUAGGGUCGGUCCGGGCCAUGGGCAACGCGUUGGGCACCGCCGCACCCCGCGGCCCGCGCCGGGGGGAACCUCUGGGCAGCCCCGGCAGCUUCGAUGAACUGCACCGGCAGUGCAAAGAGGUUUUCCCGCAGCAGAUGGAAGGGGUGAAGCUGAUCGUCAACAAGACCCUGAGCAGCCACUUCCAGGUGACACACAUGGUUCACAUGAGCACCCUCGGCCCCUCCAACUACCACUUCAAUGCCACCUUCGUGGGGGACCGGCAGCUCAGCCCCACUGAGGUCUUUCCCACGCUGGUUGGGGACAUGGACAACAGUGGCAGCCUCAAUGCCCAAGUGCUGCAGCUCGUGGCCGAGCGCAUCCGCACCAAAGCCGUCUUCCAGACACACCAGGCCAAGUUUGUGACGUGGCAGUUUGAUGGCGAGUACCGUGGGGACGACUGCACAGCCACCCUCACGCUGGGCAACCCCGACCUUCUUGGCGAGUCUGUGAUCCUGGUGGCCCAUUUCCUCCAGAGCGUCACCCCCCGUCUGGUUCUGGGUGGGGAGAUGGUUUAUCACCGGCGGCCAGGGGAGGAGGGAGCCAUUCUCACACUCGCUGGCAAAUACACGGCUCAGAAGUGGGUGGCGACGCUGAAUGUGGGGUAUGGCGGAGCCCACGCCAGCUACUACCACCGAGCCAACGAGCAGGUGCAGGUCGGAGUGGAGCUGGAGGCCAACACACGGCUGCAGGACACCACCUUUGCCUUUGGCUACCAGCUCAACCUGCCACAAGCCAACAUGGUCUUCAGAGGGCUCCUGGACAGUAACUGGAGCGUCGGGGGGGUGCUGGAGAAGAAGCUGCCCCCCCUGCCUGUCACCCUGGCUCUGGGCGCCUUCCUCAACCACUGGAAGAACCGUUUCCACUGCGGCUUCAGUGUCAUCGUGGGCUGAGGGGCUGCUCAGGGAAGUGCUGUGCCACGGAGGUGGCUGCCGGGCCCCGGCUCUCACACUGGGAGAGCUGGCGGAGGGGAGACCCUCGUCCCCGGAGGCCAGGGGACACUGUGACAGUGCGUGGCAGCUGUUGGCACCUCUGGGCUGGGGAGCGGCUGCCGCUGGGGGCCACGCUUGGCCCCAGCGCUCACUCACGCCACACUCCUUCCACCCUUGUUCUGCCUCAGUUUCCCUCCGUUGGCGCAUGGGGUGGCUCCAGGCCGCAGGGCUGGAGGUGCCGGCGGUGCCUGCGGACGCACCCGUGGAGGCUGGAAAAAUAAAGGAGCUUUACUCUGCCCUGU
Molecule: messenger RNA, 1473 nt
Organism: Calypte anna (Anna's hummingbird)
Lineage: Eukaryota; Metazoa; Chordata; Aves; Apodiformes; Trochilidae
Gene: TOMM40L
Product: translocase of outer mitochondrial membrane 40 like
Exons: 9
Coding region: 5-1132 (375 amino acids)
Biological process (GO): protein import into mitochondrial matrix
Cellular component (GO): mitochondrial outer membrane; mitochondrial outer membrane translocase complex
Molecular function (GO): transmembrane protein transporter activity
Source: RefSeq, a predicted model, not a curated record